GCUUAAUGCUUUCAAAAGUUUCGGAUUCUUCUGAUAAAAUCUUUAUAACAAUGACAGUGACGUAAAUCGCUAAAAAUUACCUUACUUUUACUUACAAUGUUUCAUUCGUCUUCCACAAUUCACUCAACGACCAUAUUACCGGAGUGAUUGCAAUUUUAGAAAAAUGAGACACCUCUACUUUCUCGUUUUUGGUUUACUUUCCUACAUUGCACCAAGUCUUUCCCAGGAGCAAUUUGUCCGAUUGUUUACCGAAGUCGGUUGUCAAGGGAGUAGCAGCACGCCAUAUCUUGGCAAUAGCUACGGGCCGAUCCCAACUGAUGCAGCAUAUUUGGCAUACCAAAUUUUUGGACUUUGGAUAGUCAAUCCCUGUCCUUUGUAUCCGUCAUGCGACGCCUUCGAUAGUCCUCCAACACUCGGACAAGAACCUGUUUGUGAGGAUUACACAUUUCCUACAGGGAGUGGAAUUUAUGUCUCGCGUUUUGGUGAUGCUAACCAAGCUGCAAAGUCCAUCGUAUUUAACUCGGCGGCAAAUUUAGAUGGAACUCCAAGAACAAUUUCGGAGUCGAUUGAAGAACUAAAUCUUAGCUAUGUUUCUUAUUUUCACACUGGAAAUCAUAGUUGGACGUUGUAUGAAGGUCCCAAUUUCGAUGGAAAUUCGAGGUGUAUCACAGCCGACCCUGCUGUUAAUGAGCGGGGUUACGGGAUAACUUAUGUAGCGAAUGAGGCAGGUACCGUCGGGAGUAUUCGAGAAGGGUGUGAUCCUCUUGUAACAGAUCCAACUGCACCGACAACCAUGCCCACAGCAACACCCCCCACGUCCCCAACUACAGAUGGCCCCACUUCAACUACAGAAAAUCCAACCAGUGGUCCAACUACGCAAGAUCCAACUAGCGGUCCAACCACGCAAGAUCCAACCACCGGUCCAACUACGCAAGAUCCAACCAGCGGUCCAACUACGCAAGAUCCAACCAGCGGUCCAACUACGCAAGAUCCAACCAGCGGUCCAACUACGCAAGAUCCAACCAGCGGUCCAACUACACAAGAUCCAACCAGUGGUCCAACUACGCAAGAUCCAACCAGCGGUCCAACUACGCAAGAUCCAACCAGCGGUCCAACUACGCAAGAUCCAACCAGCGGUCCAACUACGCAAGAUCCAACCAGCGGUCCAACUACGCAAGAUCCAACCAGCGGUCCAACUACACAAGAUCCAACCAGUGGUCCAACUACGCAAGAUCCAACCAGCGGUCCAACUACGCAAGAUCCAACCAGCGGUCCAACUACGCAAGAUCCAACCAGCGGUCCAACUACGCAAGAUCCAACCAGCGGUCCAACUACGCAAGAUCCAACCAGCGGUCCAACUACGCAAGAUCCAACCAGCGGUCCAACUACGCAAGAUCCAACCAGCGGUCCAACUACGCAAGAUCCAACCAGCGGUCCAACUACGCAAGAUCCAACCAGCGGUCCAACUACACAAGAUCCAACCAGUGGUCCAACCACGCAAGAUCCAACCACCGGUCCAACUACGCAAGAUCCAACCAGCGGUCCAACUACGCAAGAUCCAACCAGCGGUCCAACUACGCAAGAUCCAACCAGCGGUCCAACUACGCAAGAUCCAACCAGUGGUCCAACUACGCAAGAUCCAACCAGCGGUCCAACCACGCAAGAUCCAACCAGCGGUCCAACCACGCAAGAUCCAACCACCGGUCCAACUACGCAAGAUCCAACCAGCGGUCCAACUACGCAAGAUCCAACCAGCGGUCCAACUACGCAAGAUCCAACCAGCGGUCCAACUACGCAAGAUCCAACCAGCGGUCCAACUACGCAAGAUCCAACCAGCGGUCCAACUACGCAAGAUCCAACCAGCGGUCCAACUACGCAAGAUCCAACCAGCGGUCCAACUACGCAAGAUCCAACCAGCGGUCCAACUACGCAAGAUCCAACCAGCGGUCCAACUACACAAGAUCCAACCAGUGGUCCAACUACGCAAGGUCCUACAAGCGGUCCAACUACUACAGAUAUCCCAUCCACGGCGGCACCAUCCACACAACAAUAUGUCCGGAUAUUCCUGGAAACCGGUUGCCGAGGAGAAAACAUUCAUGUGACAAAUGCUGGAGGACUUCACACAAUUCCUGGAACUACUAAUUAUGCAUCGUUUGAAGCAAGUGGACUUUGGGUAGUUCAUCCCUGUCAAUCUCCCGUCCAAUGUGAUCAGCCAUACCUUCCACCGGUACUAGCGAACAGUCCAAUUUGUGUGGAACGAGAAUUUCAGAGCGGUACCUAUGUCUACGUCACCCGAUUCGGGGAUGCUGACCAGACAGCAAAACAAAUUACUUUCUACCAGGAGACUGAACUUAACGGAACCCGACGAGUAUUAUCUGGGGAUUCGGCGGACGUUGGGAUCAGCUAUGGUUCAUACUUCCUCACAGGAAACCAUGUGUGGACUCUGUAUGACAGCUCUAAUUACGAAGGGAAUUAUCGGUGCAUUUUGCCAGAAACCGUGGUUGACGAGAGGGGAUAUGGUAUCACAUAUCGUUCAGAUGAGUCCGGUACCUUGGGAAGUAUUCGUGAGGGAUGUUGGCCUUCUGUGACCGACCCAACUGCAACAACAGGGCCUACAACACAACCAACCAGCGGUCCAACUACACAAAAUCCGACCAGCGGUCCAACUUCCGCCACCACAACUUUAGUCCCCGACACAUUUGACUGCUCAAAUCGCACCGACGGUGUUUAUCCACACCCUUCAAGUUGCGCGUCGUUUGCCAUUUGUGAAGGAGGAACAAGCACCUCUUACCAAUGUCCGGAACCUUUAUUAUUUCAUCCCAUUGAGUUGCGAUGCGUCCUCUCCGAUUGGGUCAUCUGUGAAUUGCAAUGUUCUGGAAGACCAGAUGGAGUUUAUCCGCAUCCCACAGAGUGUGCAUCAUUUUUCAUUUGUCAACAAGGUUAUUCUCAGGUUUUUCAAUGUCCUGGGCAGCUUUUGUUUGAUCCAAUCGAACUAAAAUGCAAUCUGCCGCAUUUGGUUGAUUGUACUCCAACCGAAUCGACUACACAACCGACACAAAUGACGACCGUGCAAACGACAAGUUUCCAAACAACAACGGUUCUGACCACGACUACCACCGUACCUACGACGACCGCACGAACGACGCCAACAAGCGUGACUGUUCCAACAUCUACUGAAACUUCUACGGAAUCUAGUGCACCCACAAUUUUUGGCAGAACUGUUUUUCUUGUUCAAAUAGCUAUUAUAUUGUCGAGAAUGGUAUAGAAAUUAGAAUGUCAUUAAUCGUAAGUCUACAAUUAUAUACAUCAUAGGUGAUACGUAACUAAUAAAUCAAACUAUUCCACAGUAAUGCUUGUUCUUAAACUAAGGACUUGACACUUAAAUAUUUAGAAAAACUAAUAAAUUACAAUAAUUAAUUUAAAAAGUUAA
Molecule: messenger RNA, 3430 nt
Organism: Folsomia candida
Lineage: Eukaryota; Metazoa; Arthropoda; Collembola; Entomobryomorpha; Isotomidae
Product: mucin-2
Exons: 4
Coding region: 164-3265 (1033 amino acids)
Cellular component (GO): extracellular region
Molecular function (GO): chitin binding
Source: RefSeq, a predicted model, not a curated record